CCCCUGUGAUAUAGACGAAUGUCGCCAAACUGCUCUCUAUAUAUACCAGAACCCAUUCGAAGCGGCAUUUAGUUGUCGAAUCGCGUGCAGAGUGACGGUUGAUUUACACACCCACGGCCUGCAUCUGUAACCGAUCAAAACGAAAUAUGUCUGCCCUACGCUUGGCCGUCCUUGUGGCAGCCUGCCUGUCCCUCGCCUCAGCCGGCACACGGCAACUGCAGCAGGACAACGUGCAGCCGCCAGCCACAUUGGCCACGGAGCUCGGUGAUUACCGGCUGUCGGAGUCCAUCAAUCCUGUCAGCUACAACAUCACCCUGCGUCCCUACCUACUGGUCGACGACACCAAGCGAUUCACAUUCGACGGCGAGGUCUGGAUCGAGGUUAUCCCAAAUGUGGCCACAAGAUCAGUGUAUCUGCACUCGAAAAAUCUCACCUACUCGGUCUCCGAGUACUGGGCAAAGCCUACAGGUGUUGCGGUACCCACGCCCGUCAAAUUCAACGCUAUUAACGAGACCAACUACGAUACUGAUAUCGUCAUGCUGUCAACCGUCGACAUCCUAGCCGUGGGUCAAGCCUACAUCCUGCACUUUGUCUACACGGGUCUGAUGGAGGAUGAUAUGCACGGCUUCUAUCGCAGCUCCUAUGUGGACGACAACAACGAGACCAAAUGGCUGGGCUCCACUCAGUUCCAGACGAAUCACGCCCGUCGCGCCUUCCCCAGCUUCGACGAGCCCCAGUUCAAGGCCACCUUCAAUGUCACCCUGAGGCGCCACUACACAUUCAGCACUGUCAGCAACACCCGACAGGUGUCAUCCACUCCCAGCACAGAGGCUGGCUACUUUGACGAUGUGUACGCAACGACGCCAAAGAUGUCCACCUACAUUCUGGCCUUCAUCAUUUCCGAGUUCACUGCCCGCAAGGACGAACAGUUCGGUGUGCUGGCCCGUCCCGAAUACUAUUCCCAGACGCAGUACAGCUACAAUGUGGGUCGCAAGAUCCUGGCGGAGAUUGGCAAAUACCUGAACCUCGACUACUACACCCUCGGCAACGACAAGAUGGAUAUGGCGGCGAUCCCCGACUUUUCAGCUGGUGCCAUGGAGAACUGGGGUCUGCUCACCUACAGGGAGCGCAGUCUUCUGGUGGAUGAGUCGGCCACUACUUUGGCCUCUCGCCAGUCGAUUGCCGCCGUGGUCGCCCACGAGCAGGCUCACAUGUGGUUCGGAGAUUUGGUCACCUGCCAGUGGUGGAGCUACACCUGGCUGAACGAGGGCUUCGCCAGGUACUUCCAGUACUUCGGCACCGCCUUUGUGGAGAACGAAUGGGAGCUGGAGAAGCAGUUUGUCGUGGACCAGAUCCAGUCGGUGAUGGCCAUGGACUCGCUUAAUGCCACCAACCCGCUGAGCGACGAAAACACCUACACUCCGGCCCAUCUCAGCCGCAUGUUCAACAGCAUCUCCUACAACAAGGGAGCCACAUUCAUUCGCAUGAUCGAGCACCUCAUGGGCCCCGAGUCGUUCCAAAAGUCGCUGCAGGAGUACCUUAAGCAAUACUCAUACCAAUCCGCAAGGCCCGAAUAUUUGCUCAAGUCCUGGCAACAGAACUGGAGUGAGGGCAGGUUUAAUGCCAGCUCGCAGCUUAUCUUCGAUAGCUUCACCACCCAGGUGGGCUAUCCCCUGGUCACCGCCAACAUGGCCACCGAUGGCCAGAGUGUGUCCUUCACCCAGAAGCGAUUCCUGCUGAAGGCAAACGACGAUUCCGACGCCAGUCUCGAGUACACCGUCCCCAUCACCUACUCGAACAACUUGAACAACAACUUUGUCAAUACCACGCCCAAGUUUAUCCUCAAUCCGGGUCGCACCGCAACGGUCACCUUCGCAAAUCCGCUCACCUGGAUCAUUGCCAACGUACAGCAGACGGGCUACUACCGCGUCAACUACACGGAGACCAACUGGCGUGCCAUUAGGACGGCUCUCUUUGCGGCCAAUUGGACCAGCAUUCACGAGAUCAACCGCGCCCAAGUGGUCGACGAUCUCUUCAACUUGGCCCGUGCCAGUUACGUUAGCUACAACCUGGCCCUCGAAGUGCUGGAAUACCUGGAGACGGAGAUCAACUACAUACCCUGGACGUCGGCCUUCAACGGCUUCAACUACCUCUCCAUUCGCCUGGGCAACGACACGAACAACUUUGGCAGCUACAUUCAGAGCUUGACCAACAAGGCCUACCAGAAGCUCGGCUUCAACGAAACCACAGCCGACAGUGCCCUGGACAUUUACCUGCGCACCAAGGUGCUCUCCUGGGCCUGUCGCUACGGCAGCGCCGACUGCAUCCGCCAAGCCAAGAACUACUUCAACUCCCUCAGCACCGUGCCCAAGAACAUUCGCGCCACUGUCUACUGUGUGGGUCUGCGCGAAGGCGGAACCGCGGAGUUCGAUGCCCUGUACCAGAAGUUCAAGACGGAGACUGUCGCCACCGAGGAAACGCUGCUGCAGAACUCUUUCGGCUGCGUCAAGACCAAUGAUCUGAUCACACGCGUCUUCAACCUGGUGCUCUCGGACGAGAUUCGCCGACAGGACAAGUCCUCUGUACUGGCCACGCUCUACACGGAGAACAACGAGAACGUCAGCCCAGUCUUUGCUCUUGUCACAAAGGAGUUCGAGGCUCUGGCCACAGCAAUGGGUGGAUAUUCGGCGGUGGCCACGGUCAUCUCUAACAUUGCAUCCCGCUUCACCGAGCAGAAGCAGUACGAUGAUCUGCAGACCUUCAACAAGGCCAACAGCGCGAAGUUCGGCAGCUCUGCCAGCACUCUGACUGCAGCUGAGGCCACAGUCCUGGAGAACCUGCAGUGGUCCGAGGCCAAGCUGGGAGUCUUCCGCACCUAUCUGGCUGAGCGUAAUGGCAGCGCCAUUGUCAGCGCCUUCAGCGCCCUCACCGUCCUCCUGAUGGCCCUGGCGACUUUGUUGCGCCAGUAAGCCCAUGGCUAGACUUUAAUAUCAUCCAAGAUUAGCCUAAUUAAUAGUGCCAAGUGCAAAGCGAGCGCCAUCAAAAGCACAAGCACCCAACCCAACCCAUAAAAGUAUUUGUACACUUAGCACAACCAAUAAAAAUACAAUUUUUUCAGAUAA
Molecule: messenger RNA, 3122 nt
Organism: Drosophila subobscura
Lineage: Eukaryota; Metazoa; Arthropoda; Insecta; Diptera; Drosophilidae
Product: membrane alanyl aminopeptidase
Exons: 6
Coding region: 147-2969 (940 amino acids)
Biological process (GO): peptide catabolic process; proteolysis
Cellular component (GO): cytoplasm
Molecular function (GO): metalloaminopeptidase activity; peptide binding; zinc ion binding
Source: RefSeq, a predicted model, not a curated record